Molecule: messenger RNA, 2624 nt
Organism: Poecilia reticulata (guppy)
Lineage: Eukaryota; Metazoa; Chordata; Actinopteri; Cyprinodontiformes; Poeciliidae
Gene: fpr1
Product: formyl peptide receptor 1
Biological process (GO): inflammatory response; phospholipase C-activating G protein-coupled receptor signaling pathway; complement receptor mediated signaling pathway
Cellular component (GO): plasma membrane
Molecular function (GO): complement receptor activity; G protein-coupled receptor activity
Source: RefSeq, a predicted model, not a curated record
AUUAGGGGUGUCAAGGAUCUGAGCUCCACAUUUUCCCCAAAGCAGAUAGAGCUGCCCGUGAGGCUGAACGCAUUUGACUCAUCCGGACGAGACAAGGUACUUUAACGAUGAUGGAGCAAGCUUCUUACUAUUACAGCAAUAUCACUGAUCUAAUCAACAAUGACUCCUUGUAUGACGACGACGAGUACUACAGGGAUGAUCACGAUCAUAGCAGCAAAGACGAGCACUCUGAGCUGAGGAAGUCCCUCACCAUAAUGUCCCUCAUCGUCUACUCGCUGGCCUUUGUCUUGGGCGUUCUCGGGAAUGGAGUGGUUAUCUGGGUGACUGGCUUCAAGAUGAAAAAAACGGUCAACACGAUUUGGUUCCUCAACUUGGCCAUUGCUGACUUCCUCUUCACGGCCUUCUUACCGCUCAGUGUGACAUAUACAGCUAUGGACUUCCACUGGCCAUUUGGCAAGUUCAUGUGCAAGCUGAACACCACCAUCAGCUUCCUGAACAUGUUUGCCAGCGUCUACAUUCUGGUGGUGAUCAGCGUGGAUAGAUGCGUGUCCGUUGUCUGGCCUGUCUGGGCGCAGAAUCACAGGAAUUUGCGUAAGGCUUCAUGUAUCAGUCUGUGCGUUUGGGCGUUGGCUUUGAUCCUCAGCGCUCCGUACUUUGUCUUCAGGGAUACCGGACCGUCGUACGAGGAUGAGAACAUCAUCCACUGCUUCAACAAUUUUGCUAUGUCUGAGGACAGUGAAAACCAAUCUGUCCGUGAGCUGCAACUUUUCCGCCACAAGGCCAUGGUCAUCACUCGCUUCCUCCUGGGCUUCGUCAUCCCCUUCAGCGUCAUUGUCUCCUGCUAUGCCGUCAUAAUCCACCGCCUUAGGCGAAACCGUACGCUGGCCAACCAGUCCAGCCGCUCUUUCAAGAUAAUUGCCGCUAUUAUUGUUACAUUUUUCCUUUGCUGGGCUCCCUUUCACGCCAUGGGUCUGUUGGAGAUGGUGAGCAACAUGGGAAAUCACUUAAAUGAGAUGCUGUUCCACAUCAUCAUAAUCGGAGUCCCGAUCGCCACAAGUCUAGCCUUUCUCAACAGCUGUCUGAACCCGCUGCUGUAUGUGUUCAUGGGCCAGGACUUUAAGGAUAAAGUUCGCAAAUCCAUCCUGAAGGUCCUGGAGAAUGCUUUCCAAGAGGAGGUGUCCCGCUCUUACACCUACACAAACUCAAUGAUCACCAUUCGAAGCAAAGACAAAUCACUCUCUGACGCCGAGGUGUGAGACUGUCAUGGACACCUUAGCUGUACAAUGUAAAUGCUACUGUAAAUAUAAAAUCAUUUUUAUCUACUAACCAUGUAUUCUACUUUGCUUUGAAUGCUUAGUUUUGCCUCAAAUUAUAAUCGACAAUCACUUUUUAGUUUUGGUUUUGAGCUACAAAACAUGAAUUCCAACUACAUUGGCCAAAUAAUGCAACCUUUUGCCAAGUCAAAGAGAAACUGGGUUGCAGAAAGUUAUUUCACCAGCUUCCUUUUCUGUUUUAACUUGGAAACCAGAAACUUUGAACUUGACACAUGAUACUGUCCACAGUGGUCAUCUGUGGGUUUUCACCACCUGUGAACUAGAACAAAGUGUGCAGUUUCAUUAUGUCUUCAUCACAACUUGGGUCAACAGCAAAUAGUUUCAUCUGACAGCUGCUGUCAUUCAUAUUUGUCACCUGUCAUUAAUACCUUCUUAGUCACUGAUUGCUGACAGCAUGCUGUCUGCUGCAUGCUUCAAUAAAUAUUUAAUUGCCUAUUCUAUCAAGCAUGAAAGAAAUAUGACAUUGAUAAAUGAUGCUUAAAAUUCUAGCUGAAUUAUAAUUAUAUUUGCCCCAAUUUCUAUGCAUUUUAUCCUAAAGACUAUAAACUAACUGAAGGGGGAGGAGCUGGAGAAGGCAUAAAAAUCCUCUGGAUUUUAUUCAUAUUAGAAAAUGUGCCUUUUUUUUGCUAUAUUGAUAAUUAUGUGAUCAUGAUUAUGUUACGGUAUGUAAUAUGUUAAACAUCAAGUUUGACUUGUCUUUCAACACAGUCAUUUUUAUACCUUUUUCAGCACUUGUUUUAGUUGUACUGAUAGCCUGAUAUGAGUGAUGAUGAUUCACUCAUAUUAGUGAAUCAUCAUUCAUUUCCACAUCAUCACUCAUUUCCUCUAUGAGUGAUGAUAACUCAUCACUCAUAGUGGAAAAAUAAUUAUUUUUGAGUUGUAACUAAAACUGAUCUGCAUAUCUGUUAAUGACAUAACAAUUUAUCAUGAGGCAGCUUAAAGCACAUCAAACUUCAAUGCUUUUAAACGCCACUAGAGGGUGCUGUUUUAUUUUAUUUUUAAAUCAGCAAGUCAUCGAUGGAGUCUAUGGGCGACCUUUUCUCAUUCAUACAUUAAAACCAGCAGUUAUUGACAUUUUGUCUGUCACAAAUAAAAGAAGAAACCUCAAUGUGUUUGUUAUAGCUGUUCUACAUGUAGGCUAACAAGACAUUGCUAGUUAUUUUUGAAUGUGUGACAUUACAAACUACAAGUCUAAAAAAUUGUUUCCAAGUUCAGUUUCUUCUAUAUCAUUCUGUCUUCUUAGAAUAUGUUGUUUAUUUUUACAAUAAACCAAUAUUGUUGUAUACAUUU